GUUAAUAUUUGUCGGCGCAGGACUCUGUAACCGCGUUCAUUUGUGUGAAGUUGUUUUUUUGCAAGAAAGUUUUAGCAAAAUAAAUUUAUUUCUUUUACAAAAAUAUACCAAGUUUAUUGUAAAGCAAUGUCAAAUAUUGUGCAAUACAUAAUUGUUCGCAGCGACUUGAAAUCUGCCUUAAAUUGGCCUCUGGGUGCCGUAAUUGCUCAAUGUUGCCAUGCUGCUACUGCGGUCAUGCAUUUGCAUGCAGAUGAUGACGCCACAAAAUCAUAUUUGGCGGAUUUAGACAACAUGCACAAAGUGGUAUUAGAGGCCAAAGAUGAAGCAGCACUUACAAAAUUGGCUAAUAAACUGAAAGAAAAUGAGAUUCAACACAAACUAUGGAUUGAGCAGCCGGAAAAUAUACCCACUUGUAUUGCCAUUAAACCUUACGUUAAGGAAGACGUCCAUAAAUAUGUUAAAAAUUUCAAAUUAUUGAAGGAAUAAACGAAACAGUAGACAUGGACCAGGAGACAUCGGUUAAAAAGUG
Molecule: messenger RNA, 529 nt
Organism: Lucilia sericata (common green bottle fly)
Lineage: Eukaryota; Metazoa; Arthropoda; Insecta; Diptera; Calliphoridae
Product: putative peptidyl-tRNA hydrolase PTRHD1
Exons: 2
Coding region: 127-486 (119 amino acids)
Molecular function (GO): peptidyl-tRNA hydrolase activity
Source: RefSeq, a predicted model, not a curated record